Morone saxatilis (striped sea-bass) is the source of this 1959-nucleotide messenger RNA. It is a transcript of the gene galk1, whose product is annotated as galactokinase 1. NCBI's taxonomy places the organism in Eukaryota, Metazoa, Chordata, Actinopteri, Moronidae. Gene Ontology annotation, biological process: galactose metabolic process; carbohydrate phosphorylation. The coding region runs from base 150 to 1331 and encodes 393 amino acids. Gene Ontology annotation, cellular component: cytoplasm; cytosol. The record is from RefSeq and is a predicted model, not a curated record. Gene Ontology annotation, molecular function: galactokinase activity; ATP binding. The transcript has 8 exons.
AGUGAAAAGCACCUGACUUGUCAAAAUAACUCUCUAUUGCAUGUUGUCACUUUGUAAGUUUCAUAGGUCGUUUCAGCGUCUUGAUAUCAUUUCAUAUGAUUUAUUUGAUAUAUUAUAGAUAUAUUAGUGUUUAAACUAGCGGUUGCUCCAUGGCCAGUUCCUUUCCAACUGUACCCGAGCUGGUUGCGGAGGCUCGGCGUUUGUAUGGGCAGGAGUUCGGGGAAGAGGCUCCUCUGACGGCGGUGUGUGCUCCUGGAAGAGUCAACCUGAUAGGGGAGCACACUGACUACAACCAGGGAUUUGUACUUCCAAUGGCGCUGCCCCUGGUGACUGUGGUGGUAGGGCGUCAAACCUCUGGCCAGGAUGUUACCGUGGUAACGGCAGCUGAGGAUGCUGAUGAGCCGUGGAGGGUGGACUUCAGCCUGUCCAGUGAUGGAUCGCCACUGUCUCCAGGGUUACCCAGCUGGGCAAACUAUGUGAAGGGUGUUAUAUGCCAUUACAGGGCUCCUCCUGUCCCAGGUUUCAGGGCAGUGAUAGCCAGCAGUGUCCCCCUGGGAGGAGGGCUGUCCAGUUCUGCCUCUCUGGAAGUGGCUUUCUACACAUUCCUGCAGCAGCUCAAGCCAGAUGAUGGAGACAAGGUUUCUAAAGCAGUCGCCUGUCAGCAGGCAGAACACACUCAUGGUGGUGUACCCUGUGGCAUUAUGGACCAGUUUGUGUCUGUUCUCGGCAGGGAGGGGCAUGCUCUGCUCAUUGACUGCAGGUCCCUGGAGGCCACCCCCGUCCCCCUGUCAGAUCCAGGUCUGGUCAUUCUCAUCACCAACUCCAAUGUGAAACACUCUCUGACUGGCAGUGAGUACCCCAUGAGACGCAGACAGUGUGAGAUGGCUGCCUCCGUCCUGGGAAAGGACAGUCUCAGAGAUGCUACCAUGAAGGACCUGGAGGAGGCACAGGACAGACUGGAUGACGUAACCUAUCAAAGAGCUCGUCAUGUGAUAGAGGAGAUAGACAGGACUGCCCGAGCCGCUGAAGCCCUGAAGAGAGGAGCCUACAAAGAAUUCGGCAAGCUCAUGGUGGAGAGCCACAACUCCCUGAGAGACUUGUACGAGGUGAGCUGCGUGGAGCUGGAUGAGCUGGUGUCGGCAGCCAUGGAGGUGGAGGGGGUGUUUGGCAGCCGGAUGACAGGUGGAGGAUUCGGCGGAUGCACUGUGACUCUGUUGCAGGCCCACGCCAUCGAGAGGACUAUACUACACAUCCAGGAGCGAUACAAAGGAACCCCGACUUUCUAUGUCACAACCCCUUCAGAGGGAGCUCGGGCUCUCAGUCUGUCCUGACCUCUGCCUACACAUCUCUGCUGUAUAAGCACAACAGAUUCAUUCCUCUUUGCAGGCUUUACUAUUUGAUUGUUUAUUUCAUUUUCACUAUUAAGAAUAAAAUGAUAUGCUGUUAUGCAGACUAGAGCUAAUUGAAAAGCAUUUUGUUUCUUUGGAAAAAGUGCCUUCACAGUUAAAAAAACAUUGCUUUCUGGUGCUUUAUCAAGAUAACUUGUAGCAGCUGUUUGUAUAAUUACGACAUGUACGUACUGUGAAUACAGGCUACAUUUUAUAUUACUUCCUUGGAAUAAAUCAUGUUAAGUCUAAGCGCUUUUAUUAACCUUGCUUCCGGCAGCAACAGGCAGCUGAUUUCAGCAGAAAACCCCCCAAAGAGUGCUAAUAAAGCCACUAUACACUAUCUACACAGCCCCAAAAAGCAGACAGACUCAAUGGGUGAACCUAGUGCUGGUUCUGGGCUGGUGCUAGUGCUGGCUCAGAGUUGGUUUAACUUUUUCAUGGGUUAGAGAGCCACCACAGAGUCACAUGUUAGCUAUUGUUACCACAGUUACUCUAGCUGGUUAUUUGCAAGAAUCUACCAGGCCUGAAUGAAAGCAACCUAUCAGAACCAAGAAAGAUCGUUUAAAUACAG